This is a messenger RNA of Aptenodytes forsteri (emperor penguin), 4289 nucleotides long. RefSeq names its product xanthine dehydrogenase (gene XDH). The record is from RefSeq and is a predicted model, not a curated record. NCBI's taxonomy places the organism in Eukaryota, Metazoa, Chordata, Aves, Sphenisciformes, Spheniscidae. Gene Ontology annotation, molecular function: iron ion binding; molybdopterin cofactor binding; 2 iron, 2 sulfur cluster binding. The coding region runs from base 136 to 4215 and encodes 1359 amino acids. The transcript is spliced from 37 exons.
AUCAAGUCAAACAUUCUUGAGGCAGACUCAUAUUACUUGUCGUAUCGCUGGUGCUCACUUCGCUGUGGGGUGUAGGGCUGCUUUCGGAAGGGUGGUCUGUGGCCCUAUUUGAGUGAAUUUUGGAAGGUGUGCAGGAUGGCUCCAAACGAGACAGGGGAUGAACUUGUUUUCUUUGUGAAUGGUAAAAAGGUGGUGGAAAAAGAUGUGGACCCAGAAACAACUCUGCUAACCUAUCUACGAAGAAAAUUGGGCCUAUGUGGUACCAAACUAGGCUGUGGAGAAGGUGGAUGUGGUGCUUGCACUGUUAUGAUAUCCAAGUAUGAUCCCUUUCAGAAGAAAAUCCUCCACCAUACUGCCAAUGCUUGCCUCUUCCCUGUCUGUGCCCUGCAUCAUGUAGCUGUAACUACUGUUGAAGGCAUAGGAAACACAAAAUCCAGGCUGCACCCAGCCCAGGAGAGAAUAGCAAAAAGUCAUGGGUCCCAGUGUGGCUUUUGCACUCCAGGCAUUGUCAUGUCCAUGUAUACAUUGCUUCGGAACAAACCCGAGCCCAAAAUGGAGGACAUAGAAGAUGCUUUCCAAGGGAACUUGUGUCGGUGUACAGGGUACAGACCUAUUCUGGAAGGAUACAGGACAUUUGCUAAAGACUUGAAUUGCUGUGGCAGAGUAGCCAAUGGUACUGGAUGCUGUCGUAGUGAGAGGGAAAAUAGCAUGAAUGGGGGCUGCUGUGGAGGAAAAGCCAAUGGUCCAGGCUGCUGCAUGAAUGAAAAAGAAGACAAUGUGACAAUGAUGUCCUCCAGCCUGUUCAAUUCUUCUGAGUUCCAGCCGUUGGACCCUACACAGGAGCCAAUCUUCCCACCAGAGUUAAUGACUCAGAGUAACAAACAGCAGAAACAGCUGUGUUUCAAAGGCGAGCGUGUGAUGUGGAUCCAGCCUACAACUCUCAAGGAAUUGGUGGCUCUCAAAUCCCAGUACCCCAAUGCCAAGCUCGUUGUGGGGAAUACAGAAGUGGGUAUUGAGAUGAGGUUAAAGAACAUGUUGUAUCCAGUGAUAAUAGCGCCAGCAUGGAUCUCUGAAAUGAACGCUGUUCAGCACACUGAAACAGGGGUCACCUUCGGCGCUGCCUGUACCCUGAGCUCAGUAGAGGAGGUGCUGAGAAAAGUGGUGGCAGAGCUUCCUCCUUACAAAACAGAGGUCUUCCAGGCUGUCCUUGAACAGCUGCGGUGGUUUGCAGGGCCACAGAUCAGGAAUGUUGCCGCUCUUGGUGGGAACAUAAUGACAGCAAGCCCAAUUUCUGACUUAAAUCCUGUGUUAAUGGCAAGUGGAAGCAAACUGACUUUGGUAUCAAAUGAGGGCAAAAGGACUAUCAUGAUGGAUGAGAAGUUUUUCACCGGAUACAGAAAGACAAUAGUUAAGCCUGAAGAAAUACUUCUCUCUGUUGAAAUACCCUACAGCAAGAAGGGUGAAUACUUCUCAGCUUUCAAGCAGGCUUCCCGUCGGGAGGAUGACAUUGCUAUUGUGACCUGUGGGAUGAGAGUCCUGUUCCAAGAUGGAACUAGCCGAGUGGAGGAGAUAAAACUAAGCUAUGGAGGAAUGGCUCCUACAACUGUCCUGGCGCUAAAAACUUGCCAGGAGCUCACCGGCAGAGACUGGAAUGAGAAGCUGCUGCAGGAUGCCUGCCGCUUACUGGCGGGUGAGAUGGAUCUGUCUCCUUCUGCGCCUGGUGGGAUGGUGGAUUUCCGACGCACGCUUACACUCAGCUUCUUCUUCAAGUUCUACCUGACGGUCCUUCAGAAACUGAGCAAGAACCACAAUGGCACUAACAAUCUGUGUGAGCCCGUCCCUUCGAACUACAUCAGUGCUACAGAGCUGUUUCACAAAGAUCCCAUUGCAAAUGCCCAGCUCUUCCAAGAAGUGCCCAGGGGGCAGGCAGUUGAAGAUAUGGUGGGCCGGCCUUUGAUGCAUGUUUCAGCAGCCAAACAAGCAUGUGGAGAAGCUGUUUACUGCGAUGACAUCCCUCACUAUGACAAUGAGCUGUAUCUAACACUGGUGACCAGCACCAAAGCCCAUGCUAAGAUCCUUUCUGUAGAUGCCUCUGAAGCCCAGAGUGUUCCUGGGUUUGUGUGUUUUGUCUCCGCCAAGGAUGUUCCUGGCAGUAACAUCACUGGCAUCGCUAAUGAUGAGACCGUCUUUGCUGAGGAUGUGGUCACUUGUGUUGGUCAUAUCAUCGGUGCAGUUCUUGCAGACACACAAGAACAUUCCAGAAGAGCGGCUAAAGCUGUGAAGAUUAAGUACGAAGAGCUCAAACCUAUUGUCACAAUUCAGGAAGCUAUUGAGAAACAAUCCUUUCUUAAGUCUAUAAAGAGGAUUAAUAAGGGAGACGUGAAGAAAGGAUUUGAAGAAUCUGAUCAUGUUUUGGAAGGAGAGAUGUACCUUGGUGGGCAGGAGCAUUUCUAUCUGGAAACUCACUGUACUGUGGCUGUGCCAAAGGGGGAAGAUGGUGAGAUAGAACUCUUUGUGUCGACCCAAAACCUAAUGAAGACACAGGAGUUUGUUGCUAAUGCAUUGGGAGUCCCUUCAAAUCGGGUUGUGGUUCGAUUGAAAAGAAUGGGAGGAGGAUUUGGAGGAAAAGAGACUAGGAAUACUAUUUUGACAACUGCAGUGGCUGUCGCAGCCUUCAAAACUGGCCGCCCAGUAAGGUGCAUGCUGGAUCGAGAUGAGGACAUGCUGAUAAGUGGUGGGAGACAUCCCUUCCUGGGGAGGUACAAGGUUGGUUUCAUGAAGAAUGGGAAAGUCAAGAGUCUGGAGGUGUCAUACUACAGCAAUGGGGGCAACUCUGUAGACCUCUCUUACGGUGUUAUAGACAGAGCCCUGUUACAUUUGGAUAACUCCUACAACAUUCCCAAUGUCAGCAGCGUGGGCAUUGUUUGCAAGACCAACUUGCCUUCCAACACAGCCUUCCGUGGCUUUGGAGGGCCCCAAGGAAUGAUGAUUGCUGAGUGCUGGAUGAGUGACCUUGCUCGGAAGUGUGGCCUGCCACCUGAGGAGGUGCGGAGGCUCAAUCUUUAUAAUGAAGGAGACCUGACUCAUUUUAACCAAAAGCUGGAGGGAUUUACUCUACGAAGAUGCUGGGAUGAAUGUUUGUCAAGCUCUAGCUAUCAUGCCAGGAAGAAACUAAUUGAAGAAUUCAACAAGCAGAAUCGCUGGAAGAAGAGAGGGAUGUGCAUCAUUCCUACCAAAUUUGGCAUCAGUUUCACUAUCCCAUUUCUGAACCAGGCUGGAGCUCUGAUCCAUGUGUAUACAGAUGGCUCUGUAUUACUUACACAUGGGGGGACUGAGAUGGGUCAAGGGCUUCACACCAAAAUGAUUCAGGUUGCUAGCAGGUCACUGGGAAUCCCCACCUCCAAAAUUUACAUCAGUGAGACCAGCACAAACACUGUCCCAAAUACCUCCCCGACAGCCGCAUCUGUCAGUGCGGACAUCAAUGGAAUGGCUGUCCAUAAUGCGUGUCAGACUAUCAUAAAAAGACUUGAGCCGAUCAAGCAGUCUAAUCCCAAAGGAUCCUGGGAAGACUGGAUUAAAGCUGCCUAUGAGAACUGUGUUAGCCUGUCGGCCACGGGGUUUUAUAGAAUUCCUGACCUUGGCUACGACUUUGAAAAGAAUGAAGGGAAACCAUUCUGCUACUUCAGUUAUGGUGUUGCUUGCUCUGAGGUUGAGAUAGAUUGCCUAACAGGUGACCACAAGAACAUUCGCACAGACAUUGUUAUGGAUGUUGGUACCAGUCUGAACCCAGCCAUAGAUAUAGGACAGAUAGAAGGAGCAUUUGUCCAAGGCCUUGGGCUCUUCACCAUGGAGGAGCUGCGCUAUUCUCCUGAAGGGAACUUGUACACUCGAGGGCCUGGGAUGUACAAAAUCCCAGCGUUCGGAGACAUCCCAACAGAAUUCUAUGUGUCUCUUCUCCGUGACUGUCCAAACAGCAAGGCAGUUUAUUCAUCCAAGGCUGUGGGAGAGCCACCUCUGUUCCUGUCUGCCUCAGUAUUUUAUGCAAUUAAAGAUGCCAUCUACUCAGCGAGGAAGGACUCUGGCCUGACUGGACUGUUCAGGCUGGACAGCCCUGCCACCCCGGAGAGGAUCCGCAAUGCUUGUGUGGACAUCUUCACCAAAAUGUGCCCUUCUGCUGAGCCGGGGACCUUUAAGCCGUGGUCUGUGCGUGUGUAAAAGGGAAGUUUGAGGAGCAAACUCUCCUCAUGAAACUGAGCUUACACCAGAGGUACCACAAGGAAGUAGGACUA